AUGUCAGCACGCCCAUCCCCUCAACCUAUCGAUCCGGGUCCUUCAGACGCUCAGUAUCCCUCGCCGGAUUUGCUGAGAACAACCGAGUCAGAUGUGGCACAUCUGACGCUGGACAGCUUACAGAAACUUGAAAAAUCCCUGCUUGAUGUCUUCUGGACUCGGUAUCAUCCCCUAAUGCCGAUUAUUAGUCCCGAGGACUUGACGAUCACGUCGGGUCAAAACUCUGAGUCAUUGCGGCAAGCGCUCAUGGCCUACUGCUUACAAUCAAUUCAUUGUGCCGGGCUUCAGAGCCGCUUGCUAAGCAUCCAAAUAGACUCAGCAUUAUUACACAGAGGAGAGCAUUCCACUCAAGCCCCUUCGCUAGCUAGCCUAUAUGUUGCGUUCUUCCAAAGGGCUCUAGGGACGAACAGCGACUAUCUCUUGUACGCAGAGCCUUCUUUACUGGACGUGCAGCGGCAUCUCUUUAUGGCCGCUUUUCUCCAGAACUCUGGAGAAUACCAAGCAGCAUAUAAUAUUAUUGGCGUGGCGAUGCGACUCGCACAGUCGCUGGACUUACAGCACCCCCUGGUAACUCGUGCGACCGCACAUGAGGUUGAGACGCGUCGUCAUGUUUGGUGGACAUUGGUACACCUCGACUUCCAUUGUUCACGACUUCUGGGAAAGCCUAUGGCUAUCUCUCUAGAUGAUGCGAUACUCAACACGCCACUCCCAAACCCGCGGGAUUCUUCGGAUACCUCAGAGCUCGGAUUCCAUUCGGCAUCGAUAUCGCUCACUGUUGUGGCAAGGAAGAUGGCCGAGGAUCUGGAGCGUCAUGUGCGUGAUUCGUCGACAACUGAUCCAUAUAAUCAAAUCGAGCGCCAUGCGCACCUUUUGUCGCGGGAAAUCAAGGGCCUGUAUCGAUGGAGAGAUCAAGUCUUGGACGCGAACCUAUACACCAACAUUACACUUUCAUGUAAUGUUUAUCAACCAGACGAGGCUACCUCUUCCAUGAGUCGGCUGAGACAUGAUCAGAAUGCAACACUGUCGUUUCAUGAGGCCCCAGUUCUCACCUUACAAAAAACGCUUUUAGAGCUUCGAUACCAUGACAUCGUACUCUGGGCUCACCGACCUUUUAUCCAAUUCUCAAGUCGCAGCUUAGUUCCGCAACGGAGUCCACAAGCCGAUAUACACGCCACCACGGCACUACAACAUGCGCUAACCGUCACCGACCUCAUACACACUCGCAUGCUUUUUCAUGAUGCUCUUUAUGGAUGCUCAGAAAUCUACCAGUACGUGUGGAAUGCAGUUCUCACCCUUGUGGGGUUUAUGCUGGCCUACCCCCUAUGCUACUGGUUCCCACUUGCUCAGCAACAUGUUGAGCGAUCUCUUCCAAUAUUUGAGGGGGCGGGGACAAACAAUCCAAUUGCAUCCCGAGCGGCUCAACGGACACGGUAUCUACUAGGGAGAGUUAGUGCCCUCAUAGAGUUGUUGAGUUCUCAAUCAUCAGCGUUCAGUGAUCGCAACGAUUAUCGGAGGGUGCAGACCGACGAACAAACGGAAGCAGGGAACCAGCAGCCUUUGCCUUUCGCAUCCGAGGAGAACGCUUUGUGGUCAUUUGCAGAUACUGUUGACCCUAACACCUGGUCUGGUUACUGUCACGAAAUCAGUGAUAUGUUGAUGGACGUGCCUGAGAUACAUUUGGAAACUAAUUUUUGA
Aspergillus tubingensis is the source of this 1695-nucleotide messenger RNA. RefSeq names its product fungal specific transcription factor domain-containing protein. Gene Ontology annotation, molecular function: RNA polymerase II cis-regulatory region sequence-specific DNA binding; zinc ion binding; DNA-binding transcription factor activity, RNA polymerase II-specific. The transcript has a single exon. The coding region runs from base 1 to 1695 and encodes 564 amino acids. Gene Ontology annotation, cellular component: nucleus. The record is from RefSeq and is a predicted model, not a curated record. Gene Ontology annotation, biological process: positive regulation of transcription from RNA polymerase II promoter by galactose; DNA-templated transcription. NCBI's taxonomy places the organism in Eukaryota, Fungi, Ascomycota, Eurotiomycetes, Eurotiales, Aspergillaceae.